This is a messenger RNA of Neocloeon triangulifer, 7957 nucleotides long. It is a transcript of the gene Not1, whose product is annotated as CCR4-NOT transcription complex subunit 1. NCBI's taxonomy places the organism in Eukaryota, Metazoa, Arthropoda, Insecta, Ephemeroptera, Baetidae. Gene Ontology annotation, cellular component: P-body; CCR4-NOT core complex. The coding region runs from base 235 to 7428 and encodes 2397 amino acids. Gene Ontology annotation, molecular function: molecular adaptor activity. Gene Ontology annotation, biological process: nuclear-transcribed mRNA catabolic process, deadenylation-dependent decay. The record is from RefSeq and is a predicted model, not a curated record. The transcript has 31 exons.
UGGAAAAUGGAGAAUGGAAAUGGAGUUAUCGGCAUCGGUUGUGUGAUGAUAGGCAGCCAUGAUAAUAUUGUGAAAGUGAUAAAAUUAAUUUACCGUCCCGAUGGUGACCCAUCAAGGACUCUUUCGACUUAGUAGUAACUGCCUGAUUGUUAACUACAAAAGAAGGAGAAUUUUGCGGCUCAGUGAGGAGGCUUCAAGACUAAUUGAAGCUUUCGAAGUUGUCUUCAUGAAACUAUGAACCUGGAUUCGUUGUCUUUUGCCUUGUCACAAAUCAAUUAUUUGGUUGCAAAUUUAACGAAGAAAAAUUACAAAUCAAGUGUUCAAGAACUAUCUUGUUUGAUAGCCUUGCACGGUGAGGAGGCGGAUCGACAUCUGUUGCGUAGUCUCUUAUCUUACGUAGAAGUUGGACCUGACAAGGGAAGUCUGCAAAUCCAGCUGCUGCAGCAAGAGUGUGUUUCACUGCUUUCAAAAGCUCAAGUGGUCACCAACUUUUGCCACGCAUUCGAGUGCACAGCGCAACUGCAUAAAAGCAAUAAGACGCCCCAGCAGCUGCUGUUGCUGUUGAGCCGAGUGCUGCGCUGCACCCCUGUCCAAGAAAUUGCGCUUGGCCUAUCCCUCCUGCAUUCUCUAAGCGCCGACACCAAAAGUCAGGCCUUGGGGUAUCUUCAGCAGAAAUUACCAGAGUUUCUGCGAACUGACACAGAAAAAGAUAACAAAGCUCCAAGUGGCGACUCAAUAAGUACAGAAGAACUUCAUUUUGUCCUUGCCAACACAACGUUCGGCAAUUGCUUUGGCGCUUCUUCGGAAUCCUUUGAUAUCUUCCUGGAACAUCUGUGCAAGAAUUUUAGACAAGAAACUGUACCAGAAAUUCUUUCAAUAUUCUUGUACAAACAAGCCCUUAACAUAUCCAUUGAUAUGCCAAUAGAUCCAUCUGUCAAAAUGAUGGACAACUCGUUAGCAGAACUGAUAGUAGAGCUUGGCUAUGGCUGUUGUGCCUCCGUUGCGGAAUGCCGAAGGCAACUGUCCAGCCUCGGAAGGGAAAUCACUCCAUCAGCCAUUGCCAGGGUCCUGGGUGCCAUGGUGCGCACUCACAGUGGACUAGACAAAACAGCCAAUUUCUAUGCAGACAAAGAGAAGCCCGAAUCGAUUCCAGUGACUUGGAAUGUGGAUAUCUUUGUCCAGGCUAUCAAGGAAAUGGCGCCCAACUUGAGAUGGGACGAUGUGGUUAGAGAACUUGACCACCAAGACUUUGUUCUGAAGGACAGGCAGGGCCUGACCCUUCUGAUGACUGCACUCAGAUUGGGCCUGCAGGUCCAGGGUUUCCAUCCAGAUUUAUUCCCCGUAGAGCACAUAUAUAGAGCAUGGGAGAAUGCAGAUGGACAACUUUCGCUAGUGCAACAAAUACUGAAGAAUCCAGACGUAUUCAGCUUUGCUGACUACACCUUCCGUCCAGUGGCUGUUGACACCUUGAAGGUGCCUCCAGACUCUGACAAUAAGGAUGUGAACACCUGGCGCUCCUUGGAUCUGAUUGAGACUUUGUUGUAUCUUUGUGAUCGUGGACUUUUGUCCCAAGUCAUGGAAAUUUUGAAGCCGGUAGUGAGUCAAUACCCGGACAUCCUAGCACUCGGACUGCUGCAAGCCAGCACCCAGAGCGCACAGAAAAACUCUAAGCAGCUGCGCAAAGACUUCCUUUCUGCAUUGUUACCUACAUUCCUAGGCAAUCACCCCAACUCGGCAAUCAUCCUACAUCAUGCCUGGCAUGCUCAGAACAACGCCUUUCAGCCUGUGGUAAUGGCAGCAAUGGCUGACUGGUACAUCAGAGGUGAUAGCGAUCAAACAAGACUUACUAGAAUUCUUGAUGUUGCACAAGACUUGAAAGGCCUUUCAAUGCUGCUGGCAGAACAAACUUACCCUUUUGUGAUUGACUUAGCAUGUCUAGCUUCCAGACGAGGCUUCCUGAAGCUCGACAAAUGGCUAAAUGACAAGAUGCUUCAGCAGGGAGAACCAUUCAUUUCUGCCUGUGUGAAAUUCCUCCAGAGACGCAGCCCGCACAUCAUUGGCGGUAUUGGGAAAGAGGACACAGUUGCCAAGGCUGCUCAACUUCCUCAGGAGCAGCUCACUCAGAUAAUCUUAUGUUUACAGAAUUACGAAAAGAGUGUUUCCCACGACUUGGCUGAGGCUAUCAGUUCUACAGUUAACAACUGCAAGAUACUUCUUAGCAACCUUCGUCAACCCAUCCCUGGUACCAUUAGAUCACGACACAGUAUUGAUGGCACUUUCAACCCUUCCAGCAUCAAUGCACAGUUGUUCACAACUUCCCAAGUUGACAAUUUGGCCAGUAUUGGAUCUAGUUUGAGCAGCCUGUCGUUAGGAGGCAGUGUAAGUGGUGCCUUGGGAGGGCACUCGACAUCUGCCUUCAAUCUACCAGGCUCCCCUGGGCCAUUGGUGUCGACAAACCUUGGUCCUCUACUGUCAUCGACACUUGCCUCUCAAGUAACAACGCCGGCCUCUCCAUCAAGGAUUAUUGGUGCUGGUGUUGCAUCGACUAGUCCGUUUAACCCAAUGCUGCCCCUAGGCUCUCAGUUGCAUACUGGGGGGCCUGUUGGUUCGCAGUUGACUUCUGCCACCUCUCAAGCCUUAGGACAGGCACCCUUGAAUCCAAUCGGUGGAUUGCCUAGAUCAGAAUCUCAGCCUGAAAAAGGCGAGUCUAUGAUUUUCCCUGAAAAUUCAAACAUGCUGUCCAAAGAAGUUGAAGAGGAAGCUAACAGCUACUUCAAGAGAAUUUACAAUCAUCCUCCACAUCCUACCCUAUCAAUUGACGAGACUUUGGAUAUGCUCAAAAAGUUCCAAACCUCAACAAACCAAAGAGAAAAAGAUGUUUUCUCAUGCAUGCUGCGCAACCUAUUUGAAGAAUACAAGUUCUUCCCACAGUAUCCAGACAAAGAGCUUUACAUUACAGCUCAAUUGUUUGGAGGAAUUAUUGAAAGAGGACUUGUCAGUAGCUACAUGGCUCUUGGAUACGCAUUGAGAUUUGUCCUAGAUGCCUUAAAACAACCAUAUCAAUCCAAAAUGUACAACUUUGGCAUCACUGCCUUGGAUCGAUUCAAAGGAAGAUUGAAGGAGUACCAAAAGUAUUGCGAGUAUGUGUCUCAGCUACCACACUUCAAGAAUUUCCCUCCAACCCUGAUUGAGUACGUCGAAAGUGGAAUGAAGAGUGAAGAACCCAAAAUUACAACAACCAGCAAUUCACCAGCACCUAAUAUUGGUGAAGGUAUCAGAAACCUUUCAGCGCCUGGGUCAAGCACAACAACAACCCCAGUGAAGUCAACGAUAGGAUCUGGAAUUCCAUCGAGGCCCUCCAUUGCAAUGGCCACCAACAUCGACACUCUUCUUGUUGCAACUGAAAAGGAAGAUAAAAUAAUUGCCCCUCCAGAAGCUAUGCAGGAUAAAAUUGCAUUUAUCUUCAACAACCUGAGUCAGCUGAAUCUGCAAUCAAAGUGUGAUGAUUUGAAAGACAUAAUUACGGAAGAAUACUGGCCUUGGAUAGCUCAGUAUUUGGUGAUGAAGCGAGCUAGCAUUGAAUUCAACUUCCAUGCUCUCUAUUCAAAUUUCCUUGAUGUCCUGAAAGUGCCAGAGCUGAACAAAAUGGUCGUGAGAGAGACCUUCAGAAACAUUAAAGUCCUGCUGCAUAGUGAUAAAGGCAUUGCCAACUUUUCGGACCGAUCUCUAUUGAAGAACCUUGGACAUUGGCUGGGGAUGCUAACUUUGGCACGCAACAAGCCGAUCCUUCAAAGUGACAUGGAUUUAAAGGCCCUGCUCGCAGAGGCAUACCACAAAGGACAGCAAGAGCUUCUAUACGUGGUCCCCUUUGUUGCAAAAGUUUUGGAGGCUUGUGCAAAGAGCAAAGUGUUCAGAGCUCCAAAUCCAUGGACCAUGGCACUCAUGAAUGUGCUGGCCGAACUCCACCAAGAACCAGACUUAAAACUUAACCUGAAGUUUGAGAUUGAAGUCUUGUGUAAAAACCUAAAUAUUGAUGUUUUUGAGCUGAAGCCCACAGUGUAUCUGAAAGACCAAGAUAAACUGCGCUUGCUUGAAAUUCAACUGUCCCACCCAACAAAGACUGAACCUCAAAUUUCCAUAGGCAGUGUUGUCACAAUUCCAACUCCAACUUCCAAGCCUGUGUCUCAACCACUGACAACAACAAGCGAGGAACUGCCUCAGCAGCUAGUGUCGUCGGCAGCAACAAGCUCAACAGCCAUUACUAGCACAGGAAGCACUGCUACUGCUGGCACACCAACCUUACCAGUAAGCCCACCUGAGCCAAGGUUUGCCUACCAUGACAUUCAAGCCAACAACAUUGCUGCAUUGGCGUCUCACAUUGUUGUGCCCCCUUUGCCAAUUUUCCAAGCUCAACCAAACCUAAAGCAAUACAUCAAGACAUCCAUUGAUCGGGCUGUCCAGGAGUGGAUGGCUCCCGUCCUUGAAAGAUCCAUCAAAAUUGCACUAACAACGUGUGAACAGAUUGUUAAAAAGGACUUUGCCCUUGAUCCGGAUGCAGACAGAGUGAGAACAGCAGCACAUCACAUGGUUCGAAACUUGACUGCUGGAAUGGCUAUGAUUACAUGCAGAGAUAGUCUUCUAAUGGCAAUCAAUACUAAUCUGAAGACUGCUUUCGGAACACAGAUUCUGGGAGCCAGCGCAACUCACAAGGAGCUUGCUGAACAGGCUGCUAGCGUGGUUGCCCAAGAAAACAUAGAACUUGCCUGCGCCUUCAUCCAGAAAACUGCCAUCGAGAAGGCGAUUCUCGAAAUUGACAAAAGACUCUUAAAUGAACUUGAAAUGCGCAAACUUGCCCAGAAUGAGGGAAGACGAUACUGUGACUCCUUGGCCCUCAAAUACCAGGCUGAAAGAAUGCCAGAACAAAUACGCCUCAAGGUUGGAAUGGUCACUCAACAACAGAUGGCUGUUUACGAAGAAUUCGUCCGAAACAUUCCUGGCUUCCAACCACUGAAUGACUGUGACGUUACUUCCAUGACUUUGAUGCCACCCUUAACCUAUGGAACAGAAAACGUUGUUUCGCCCAUGGUUUCUCGAACGACCGAACAAAUUGCUGUUGACGCGCUUGGCCCCCAGUUUGAAAAAGUCAGAGUUGACUUGGAGCAGUGGAUGCAAUCCGGCUUCAUUGGGCUCAGCAAUACACAUGCCAGUCAACUGCACUCUCUUCAUGACAACAUGCUCUUAGUGAGAAACUCUCGAGACCCCACUUUUGCCAACUCGCUUGUCCAGCGUGCCUUGGAAAACCUGCAUGAAUAUACACAGGCGCAAGGCCUGGAGCAGGAUGCGACUAACAGGUUCCGUGACUUUAAUCUGUGCAUCCUGAAGGCGAUGCAAGAUCCAGCCGCAUUCGGCACUCAGUGGACCAAUAAGCAGAUUGCUAGAAGCUUGCUUGAGGGCCGCGAAGAUGUUCGCUACAGUGUGGACGUUGUUAGCCUGCUUGUGCAUGCGCAUCUGCUCAACAUAGCCCAGCUGGAUACCCCUAUUGCCCAGGCAAUGGACAACGGAAGCAACUUCCUAGCCGUGUCCUUUGGGAUGCAGCUGGUGCAGCUUUACCUCAUUGACGAACGCAGCGUUUCUGUCACGGAGAGUGACCUGUACAACACAAUUGAGAUGCUUUUUAGGAUCAACCUUUCAGGGCGACAAGUGCCUGACGGCCUCAGCUCCAUGAUCGAGACUCUCAGAGCUAAUCAGGAUCACAACCUUUUCUCCGAUCGGGCAACAGGUGGUCCCACUGCUCACAUCCAUUCUGGAAUUCUUCAGGCGAGAGAAUAUGACGACCCUCAAGGUCUGCUGGAGAAGACUGAGUACCUCCUGCGAGAAUGGGUUAACAUCUAUCACUCACCAACUGCCAGCCGUGAUCCCACCAAGGCUUUCAGUGUUUUUGUUCAUCAAAUGAAUGUCCAUGGUAUUCUAAAGACAGAUGAUCUGAUCACACGAUUCUUCCGUCUGAGCACACAGAUGUGCGUUGAUUUGUGUUAUCGUGCUCUCGCUGAACAGAGCAGCUCAUCUCCAGUCUUAGUGCGUACCAAAUGUUUCCACACAUUGGAUGCUUUUGUUCGGCUCAUUGCUCUGCUUGUCAAACACUCUGGCGACGCUUCUAACACUGCCACUAAAGUCAAUCUACUCAACAAGGUCCUGGGCAUUGUUGCUGGCGUUUUGUUGCAAGACCAUGAAGUCCAUCUGAUCGAGUUCCAACAGUUGCCAUAUCAUCGGAUUUUUGUCAUUCUUUUCCUUGAGCUCAACACACCAGAGCCUGUAUUGGAGGUUAUCAACUUCCAAGUGCUGACCGCAUUUUGUCACACUCUGCACAUCCUCAGACCAACUCACGCUCCUGGAUUUGCGUAUGCAUGGCUCGAGCUAGUUUCUCACAGAGUCUUCAUUGGCAGAAUGCUUGCCAUUACUCCUCAGCAGAAGGGUUGGGGAAUGUAUGCUCAGCUGCUGAUUGACCUCUUCAAAUUCCUUGCGCCGUUCCUACGCAAUGCUGAGUUGUCAAAGCCUGUAGCUCUUUUCUACAAGGGAACUCUCAGAGUUCUAUUGGUUUUGUUGCAUGACUUCCCUGAAUUCCUGUGCGACUACCACUACAGUUUUUGCGACGUCAUUCCUCCUAACUGCAUUCAGAUGAGGAACUUGAUUCUGUCAGCAUUCCCAAGGAACAUGCGUUUGCCUGAUCCAUUCACCCCUAACCUGAAGGUGGACAUGCUCCCUGAGAUCAACCAUGCGCCCAGAGUGCUUUCCAAUAUUGCCUCGCUAAUUCAGCCGAUCUCUUUCAAGAAGGAUUUGGACUCGUACUUAAAAGCCAGGGCACCUGUCACAUUCCUCUCUGAGCUCAGAAGUCACCUACAGAUAAGCAACGAACCCGGCCUUCGAUACUUUAUCAAGCUGAUGAACGCCCUGGUACUAUACGUUGGAACCCAAGCCAUUGCGCACAUUCGCUCCAAGAACCUACAGCCAAACAUGACCACAAUUGCACACUCGGCACAUAUGGACAUUUUCCAAAACUUGGCUGUCGACCUUGACACUGAAGGUCGAUAUCUCUUCUUGAAUGCAAUUGCAAACCAGUUGCGGUACCCAAACAGCCACACUCACUACUUCAGUUGCACGUUGUUGUACCUGUUUGCUGAAGCAAAUUCCGAAGCAAUUCAGGAGCAAAUUACUCGUGUGCUGCUCGAGAGGCUCAUCGUAAACCGACCUCAUCCGUGGGGCUUGCUCAUCACCUUCAUCGAACUCAUCAAGAAUCCGGUGUACAAGUUUUGGAAUCAUGAGUUUGUGCACUGCGCCCCAGAAAUUGAGAAAUUGUUCGAGUCAGUCGCUCGGUCCUGCAUGGUGCAGAAAGUUCAGCAGAACUCCGAGAUUGAGAUUACUGGAGAGUAAUAACUAUAAAUAUGCAAACAUGAUCUUCUCUCAACAUGAGUCAAAUCAUUUUCAAAAAAUCGUUUAUGCGCCACGAGAGUGGGGAUCUUAAGAUGAAGCAUUUUGUGGUUACAUUUACUUUUUUUAUUUGGAUUAAAUAAACCACUGGUAGAAUGUAGUUUUGAUUUUUUGUAAGCCUUAGUGUUCCCAAGUACUCUUUCAUCUGGUACUUGAACAACAAAAAGCAGAAUCUUAGCAAUGUACAAAAGAUGAAUAUUUACAGGACAGCAUGUGUGCUUUCAUUUGACUAUGUGAUUAUGAGAGGGAAUUUCAUACACAAAAUGAAGCAGGAAAUAUUUUUUAUUGGUUGAAGAAAGUAACAAGGAAUGUUUGUACAUUACAAGAUUUAUAGAGCUAAUUUAGUACUGUCAAGGUGAUAAAUUGAUUUUCACUGCAAAUAGUUUGAUCUUUUGUACGUAUUGAUACAAAAACUCGGUUAAGAUUUAUAAAUAUGUAAUUUAGUGGUAAUAAAAAGAAAACUUCAAAUUGG